Messenger RNA from Molossus molossus (Pallas's mastiff bat), 807 nucleotides. It is a transcript of the gene CIMIP4, whose product is annotated as testis expressed 33. Bases 1 to 807 code for a protein of 268 amino acids. The record is from RefSeq and is a predicted model, not a curated record. NCBI's taxonomy places the organism in Eukaryota, Metazoa, Chordata, Mammalia, Chiroptera, Molossidae. The transcript has 5 exons.
AUGGAGCUGGGCCACCGAGCAGGUUCAACCGCUUUGACCAGGGCCCAUCUGAACAAGGAAGGCCAGCAGGACACGGACCCCAGGAGAACUGCCCACAGCCCCCUGGACACCUCCAAGUUCCAGUACCAGGCCCCCGUCCCCCCGCAGCCGCCCCUGCACCAGGGAGAAAGCCCCCUGGGGCAGGCCCACAUGGAGGGGAUCUGGCCUCCGCCCCCCUCAGCUGCCAGCAGGGCCACCUCUGGGAUGGACUCGCGGCCUGGCUCAGUGAAGAAGGGGGGUGACAGACCCUCCUCGAGGGAGAGCAGGGCCAUUUUCCAAGACGGGGCUCAGCUGUGCCAGGGGCUGAAGGAAGGCCCCAACUCGGGGGCCGAGGGCCAGAGGAACAGCGUCAUUCCUCACAACAUUCGCCACAAGUUUGGGAGCAGCGUGGUGGACCAGCUGGUCUCCGAGGAGCAGGCUCGAAGGGCCGUGGAGGUCUUCGAGGGCCAGAGGAGGGCGAGCUCGUGGCCCAGCAGGACCCAGAGCCCCGUGGAAAUGGCCUCCAUCUUCUCCGACUACUACGAUCUGGGCUACAACAUGCGGUCCAACCUGUUUCAAGGGGCCACCGAGGAGAUGAAGAGCCUCAUGAAGGCCUCCUACACCCCAGAGGUGAUUGAGAAGUCAGUGAGGGACACGGAGCACUGGCAUGGCAGGAAGACGGAUGAUCUGGGACGGUGGCACCAGAAAAACGCUAUGAACAUGAACUUGCAGAAAGCACUGGAAGAGAAGUAUGGAGAAAAGAGCAAAAGCAAGAACUUGAAGUACUAG